AUGUUUUUUCUUUUCAAAAAACAAUUCUAUUUAAUUUCACUUGUAAUAUUGUCCCUCAUUCUUACUGUAAUUUUAUACAUUUCCUAUCAAAGUGGAAUUCGUAAAAUUUCACAUCACACACUGAAACUGUUGAUACAACGACGACAUGAAAUUCUCACUCAAAGUACUCGAAUCGAAAAAACAACAAAAAAUUUACAACCUGCUUCAUCAUCGAGAGAAGAAUUUGUGAAUCAUGAUAAGGACAAGAAAUUAAGAGAAUCACCGACUCGAAAAAACAAAGGAAUUGUUUAUCCCAUCACUUUUAUUUCUCAAAAUUUAGAAAAUGCAUUAGCAAUGUUACGAUCGAAUUGUCAAGUCUAUUUGGCAUCGUAUUACAGUUUUAAUGAAAUUGGAAAAGUCAUGCCAACAUAUAUUGGUCAGGAAAGAGUCAAUAUUUAUGGCCAUUGGAAAAAGUACAUGAUUUUAAAAAAGUUUUUACAUAGUCAAGCAUCUUCCUACAUUGAUGACGAAGAUUAUGUUUUUUUCAGUGAUGGUUUGGAUGUCAUGUUUUAUGACAAUGUACAAAAUGCCAUUGAUAUUUAUUGGAAAUAUCUUAAAGAUGAAGGAAUUGAUGUGGAACGAGAUCGAGAAUUGAAUUGGCCUCUCUUAUUUAAUGCAGAAAAGAAUCGGUUUCCUCCACCAAAAUUAUUCAUUCCUCUCAUUAAGAACAUGGAUGUCAACACAGUGGUCACAAAAUAUGUACGGAAAGAAAAUUAUCCAGUUCGACCUUACUGUCAUCCAAAAUCCACUUUCAAAUUUCUCAAUUCGGGUCUUUACAUGGCAAGAAAACGUGACAUUAAAGUCUACCUCGAAAAGGCAUUCGAAAACGCCAUUGAUCCAGAAAAUACCCACAAUGAUGAUCAGGCCAUGACUCAAUACAUGUAUGUCACUCAACAAUUGUAUCCAGUCAUUGGAGAUUGUAAUGCCACUCUUGCCAUUCCAACAUUAAUGUCGUGUGAAAGUAUUAAGGUCGAUGUGAAAAAUUCGAAAUGUGAAAUUUACAAUGGUUUCAUCAUCGAUGAGUCUGUGUCUAAUAACAUCAAAGGCACUCACAAUUCUCACACGAGACCUGUAGCCAUUCAUAGUAUUGGAAAACAAUGUCCAGAAUUUUGUCCGUGCUUGCAAGCCAUUAUCAAAUCUGGCCUUUUACAGGAAAAUAUUGAACGUGAAAUGAAGAGACAUCAUUUCAAUGAAAUGUAUCAACUCGAUGAGAAAUUUGGAGUUGUUGUGUACAAUAGUGAUCAUGACAGUUUGAGGAUUCAACCAGUUUUGGAUUUCUGUGGAAGUAGGGUUUUGUUUAAUCCUCCGUCCUCUAAUUGUUGUUAUAAAACAUAUUAA
Molecule: messenger RNA, 1377 nt
Organism: Naegleria fowleri
Lineage: Eukaryota; Heterolobosea; Eutetramitea; Acrasida; Naegleriidae
Exons: 3
Coding region: 1-1377 (458 amino acids)
Source: RefSeq, a predicted model, not a curated record